AUGGAACUCGACCGAGAACAUUUCCGCGCCAUAAUUUAUUACAACUUUCAGAGACAAUUAUCGAAACAAGAAUGCCUUGCUGAGUUACUGUCUGUUUUCGGCAACAAAGCGCCACAUCAGUCUACAAUUUCCCGUUGGUGUGGAGAAUUCAAACGUGGACGGUUGAUCACCCAGGAAAACGUCGGUGCUGUGCGCAAACUCAUCAUUGAAGAUAGAAAUGUGACAUAUCGCGAGUUUGAGGCAAAAUUAGUUUCUCGUUGGAUACCCCACCUCUUAACUGAAGAGCAGAAAGCAGCCAGUGUUAACUGGUGUCAAAAAACGCUUGACCGUUUCAAUUCCGGAAACUCAAAAAAUGUGUACAGCAUUUCGGAUGUUUGGGUGUUCCAUGGUGAAGAAAAGCCAACAAAAGUCAUCCGUUCUCAAAGUGUUUCGAAAAAGAUGGUCGCGACAUUUCAAAGAACUGUUACUGCGGAUUGGUAUACUACCAUUUGUUUGCCAAAAUUCAUCACCGAGCUUCGAAAAAUCAACCCCGAAAGAAGAAUCAUCCUCCACCAAGACAAUGCAAACUCGCACACAGCCCAAAAAACAAGGCAGUAUUUAUCGGAAGAAAACAUGGAAUUAUUGGAUCAUCCUCCAUAUAGUCCCGAUCUAAGUCCUAGCGAUUUCUUUACUUUCCCGAAAAUUAAAAACAGACUGCGUGGUCAAAGGUUCCAGUCACCAGAAGAAGCAGUUGACGCAUUCAAAAAUGCCGUUUUGGAUCUGCCAGCAAACGAGUGGAAUAAGUGCUUCGAAAAUUGGUUCGAGCGCACGCAGAUGUGUAUUAAUCUUCGUGGAGAAUACUUCGAAAAGCAAUAAAGUCAUUUAAAACUACCUACCGUGUUGUUUUAUUUCCAUAUGCAAAACUUAAAAGACAUCCCUCGUAU
Acanthoscelides obtectus is the source of this 923-nucleotide messenger RNA. Lineage: Eukaryota; Metazoa; Arthropoda; Insecta; Coleoptera; Chrysomelidae. The record is from the annotation of a GenBank genome assembly.